Molecule: messenger RNA, 678 nt
Organism: Rangifer tarandus platyrhynchus (Svalbard reindeer)
Lineage: Eukaryota; Metazoa; Chordata; Mammalia; Artiodactyla; Cervidae
Source: the annotation of a GenBank genome assembly
AUGCGGUUAGGAAAACCUAAAGGAGGUAUAUCUCGGAGCUCAAGCCAAGGAAAAGUCUAUGAGAACCAGCGCAAAACAGGCCGGCAGCGGCAGAGAUGGGGGAUGACUGUCCGAUUUGACUCAAGCUUGAGUAGACUGAGAAGAAGCUUGGAUGAGAAGCCUUAUAAAUGUGUUGAAUGUGAAAAGAGCUUCAGUCAGAGCUCAACUCUUUUUCAACACCAGAAGAUCCAUACUGGAAAGAAAUCCCAUAAAUGUGCGGAUUGUGGGAAAAGUUUCUUUCAGAGUUCUAAUCUCAUUCAGCAUCGCCGCAUCCACACCGGGGAAAAGCCCUAUAAAUGCGAUGAGUGUGGAGAGAGGUUUAAACAGAGCUCAAAUCUCAUUCAGCACCAGAGAAUUCAUACUGGAGAAAAACCCUAUCAGUGUGAUGAAUGUGGCCGAUGCUUCAGCCAGAGUUCCCACCUCAUUCAGCAUCAGAGAACCCACACUGGGGAGAAACCAUACCAGUGCAGUGAAUGUGGCAAAUGCUUCAGCCAGAGCUCUCACCUUAGGCAGCACAUGAAGGUACACAAAGAAGAGAAGCCCCGUAAAACCCGAGGCAAAAAUAUUAGGGCAAAAACUCACUUGGUAUCAUCUUGGAAAGCUGGUAAAGGAAGAAAGUCAGUGGCUGGUCUCCGCUAA